Molecule: messenger RNA, 1530 nt
Organism: Mixia osmundae IAM 14324
Lineage: Eukaryota; Fungi; Basidiomycota; Mixiomycetes; Mixiales; Mixiaceae
Exons: 4
Coding region: 1-1530 (509 amino acids)
Cellular component (GO): mitochondrion
Source: RefSeq, a predicted model, not a curated record
AUGACAGGCGGUAGAGUGGCAACGCUGCUCCAUCAGACCAGUAGACUGCGCCGAAGUCACCAGUGUACACACGCCUUGGCUAGCACGACUCAGGCCGACCCAGGCUCCAGCUUGGCCAUCUCGCGAUGGAUCACAACAUCUGUCUCCUGCACCGGCUUGGGCAGGCCGAUAGACGCUUGUGUCCUGACGAGUACAUCGUCUGCCAUCCAGUGUCAGCGGUCAGCUUCGACGGCCCCGCUCAGGCGGACACGCAAGGCCUCUGGAACGAAUCGAAGCACGAUCACACGCAAUCAGGCUACUACCGCUUCCACUGCGACUGCCACGCCCGGCAGUGACGGUCCGCCUCCUUCGGCGCCCGUGUCGAGUGCCCGGAGUAAGGGCAAGGGCAAGGCUGAGCCACAGCAAGAAGCGACGCCUGCCCAGCCAAGUCUGGAGUCAGAGACCAAGACUGAGAAACGUAACAGCUCGGCGAGGAAGAUACGGGACGCAGAAGGUCCUGCUACAGCGGCAUCGUUCGCACCGAGUACAGAACCCGAGCCAGCGGGACAUGCAGAGACUGGGCAGGCAGCUCAAGCAAAGGCCGACACAGAUCCCCCGCGCGUGAUUGAGAUUGUGCAAGGCGAAAGGCCAAAGUCUGACACGGACAAGCAAGUUGCGAGCGACUCGACUUCGCUGGCUAGAGUACCUUAUGAUCCUUCGAGAGACCGGAGACGGUCUACCGGAGAUUCUGCUGCCGAUCAGGAAUCGCUCCGAAGCGCUACGGCGAAAUACGACCUGCCUCUGCCGAGCACGCAUGACUCUCUGCCGGCUGUACGGCAUCCGUUCAAUACGCAUCGCUUUGUACAGAAGCUGGAGAAUGCAGGUUGGCCGAGAGGCGAAGCCGAAGAAGUCAUGCGUGCGACAAGGGCGCUGCUGACGAUGAGCGAGAAGCAAGCCGCUCAGAACCUUGUCGGUCGAAGCGAUCUGGAGAACGAGGCCUACUUGUUCUCUGCUGCGCUGUCGGAGCUGCGCACAGAAGUGCAGGUCAAGGCACGCAAUGAUGGCAUAUCGCUGCGCAGUAUGGGCAAUCAGGUCCAGCGGGAGACAGACAGUCUCAAUCAGAAGCUAGGAGAGGACAUCGCUGGGCUGAAGAACGAAAUCCAGCUCGACAUCAACGCACGCAAGGAGGAGGCCUCUGUCGAUCAGAAAAGUCUCGAACUCAAGAUAAUCGAUCUCAGCAACAAGUUCACGGUACUGCUGGGCGACGUGCGGACAGACCUCGAAGCGCGGAAAUGGCUGCUCACACGACGCUCGAUCACGAUGAUAGGUGCGCUCGUGGUACUCGUCAUUGCGUCCAACGUGCUCGUCGAUGCACCCAAAGAAGAGCCGCCCGCGCCCUUGCCAUCCGUCUUCGAUCUGGGCGUCGAGCCGGUCGCCAAUGCACCCGCCGCGGACGACGGAUUCCUGUCUGGAUGGUUCCGAAAGUCGGAUAAUCAGCAAGGGUCUGCGCCGUCGGGCCCAGAUGAGAAACGGCCGCCGUCGUCAUCAUAG